Molecule: messenger RNA, 672 nt
Organism: Oldenlandia corymbosa var. corymbosa
Lineage: Eukaryota; Viridiplantae; Streptophyta; Magnoliopsida; Gentianales; Rubiaceae
Source: the annotation of a GenBank genome assembly
AUGAAUUUUGGGGAAUUUGAUGAGAGCAAUACUUUACUUGUGGACGAUUCCGUCGAAAAAAGCGUGAGAAAUCUUGCUGGCAAUGUAAUACAUCCAAUUACAUUUACUUAUAUAGACAAGGAAUUUGAUAAACGUUUAGCUAUACAUGGUGAUUUAUGCUCAUAUCUAAACCAAUUAGCUAAGGCAGAAGAUGUUGUAACAUUUGUGCGUGAAAAUCCAUUUGUCGAGGAACCACAGUGGCAGAGUGCUGCAGUUGGUAGCUUUGCUAAAGGAGUUUUGUAUGAUGCCGUGCUCGAUUCUGAUUUUGGUGGUGAAGGGCCUCUGAGGGCAAGGAAGAUGUGCAUAAUGAACUUCUUGACAGCCAGCUGGAAAGUGAGAAUGCCGGCUUUGGCGUCAAAAAGCUGCAAGAUGGACCGGAAUAAAAAUAUCAAGAAGACAACCGUGAAGGCAUUUUCUAUUGGCUGCAAUGAGGUAGUUGUUUUGCCGAGGACAGCCUCUCCUCAAAUGGAUUUUCCCUUUGAAGGCUAUACCUCUCGAAUUGUUAGUUGUACUGAUGAAAUUGGCGGUGCCUCGGAGCUAGAUGUUGAAGAGAGGAGCUCCAGUGAGCCAGCUACAUCACUUGUUCCAGUUACUAGAAAACCUUCAAUCUCCAAUUAUCAUUUAUAUCCGUGA